Molecule: messenger RNA, 1269 nt
Organism: Talaromyces marneffei
Lineage: Eukaryota; Fungi; Ascomycota; Eurotiomycetes; Eurotiales; Trichocomaceae
Exons: 4
Coding region: 1-1269 (422 amino acids)
Biological process (GO): 'de novo' AMP biosynthetic process; IMP metabolic process
Cellular component (GO): cytoplasm
Molecular function (GO): GTP binding; adenylosuccinate synthase activity
Source: RefSeq, a predicted model, not a curated record
AUGGUGACUAUCGUGCUAGGCUCUCAAUGGGGAGAUGAGGGCAAAGGAAAGAUUACCGACUACCUAUCUCAAGAUGCGACACUCUGUUGCCGUGCGGCUGGUGGACAUAAUGCCGGCCACACCAUCGUCCACGAUUCGGUGACCUACGACUUCCACAUCCUCCCCUCCGGCCUCGUCUCGCCGAAAUGCAUCAACCUCAUCGGCGCCGGCACCGUAGUCCACAUCCCUAGCUUCUUCAAGGAACUGGGCGCCCUCGCAGAGAAGGGCCUCGUCGAUGCCGACAAGCGCAUCUUCAUCUCCGACCGUGCUCACGUUUGCUUUGAUCUACACUCCGUCGUCGAUGGAUUGGAAGAAGCCAAACUCGGCGGCCGCAAAGUCGGAACUACUGGAAAGGGUAUUGGCCCUUGUUACAGCGACAAGGCUGCACGACGGGGUGUGCGUGUUGGUGAGAUUUUGGAUGAGGAGGUGUUUGAGCGCAAGUUGCGCAAUUUGCAUAGCGGGUACAGGAACCGGUUUGGAGAGUUGGCGUAUGAUGUUGAGGAGGAGAUUAAUCGCUUCAAGGAAUACCGCCAAAAACUCAAGCCAUACAUCAUCGAUCAGCUCCCCUUCCUGCAAAAAUACAAAAACGACGACCGGAUACUCGUCGAAGGCGCCAACGCCCUCCUGCUCGAUCUCGACCACGGCACAUACCCAUACGUCACAUCAUCAUCCACAGGCCUCGGCGGCGCCAUUCAAGGUCUCUCCAUCAACCCCACCAAAAUCAAGAACAUCAUCGGCGUUGUCAAAGCCUACACAACCCGUGUGGGAUCCGGUCCCUUCCCAACAGAACAACUCAACGAAUUCGGCGAGAAGCUGCAAGUCACUGGUCGCGAGUUCGGUGUGACCACAGGUCGCAAGCGUCGUUGCGGAUGGUUCGAUCUUGUGCUGUGCCGUUACUCGCUCGCUGUGAACCACUACACAGCCCUCAACCUGACAAAACUCGACAUUCUAGACGAUUUUGAUGAGAUCAAGGUCGCUGUUGCGUACAAAUUACCCGAUGGAACGAGGCUAGAGUCUUCGUACCCCGCCGAUGCUGGUGUGAUUGAGAAGCUGGAGGUCGAAUACGUCACCUUGCCAGGCUGGAAGAGUAAUACCAUGGGUCUCACGAAAUACGAGGAUCUGCCCGAGAACGCACGCAAGUAUGUCGAGUACAUUGAGAAGGGUCUGGACGGUGUUCCUAUCAAGUGGAUUGGUACAGGACCUGCACGAGAGCACUUGAUCAUUCGGUAA